This is a messenger RNA of Brugia malayi, 1605 nucleotides long. RefSeq lists its product as uncharacterized. Bases 1 to 1605 code for a protein of 534 amino acids. The transcript is spliced from 8 exons. Lineage: Eukaryota; Metazoa; Nematoda; Chromadorea; Rhabditida; Onchocercidae. The record is from RefSeq and is a predicted model, not a curated record.
AUGGGAAGUAAUAUGAAAGUGACACUUUUCUUAUUAAUUUUGACGAUCCAUGUGAUGCCACUGACUGCUGCCCAGCUCGAUGUAUUUGCUCUACCGCAAGCUCCGCGUUAUGCAGCAAAACCAACUGUACCACCCGAAUAUAAGAAAUAUUUCGAGUUAGAAGAUCAUGCACGUGGCCUUGUCGAAAGUGUUAUUGGUCCAAGACCGGGUGGCUUUUUCCCACCAAAAAGUUAUGAAAUAGGUCGUCCAGCACGAGACAACUCAGAGAAUAACAACGCUCCAUUGAAUGAAGUUGAACGUUCCCUGGAACAGUUUCUCAGUGCACCAUCAGGAUUUUCCCAACAACUACCACCCGGUUUCAAUCAAGGCUUCUCGGUUGCUAACAGUGGUAACCCUAUUGCAUCAUUUUCAAAUGUCCGCAAACACUCAGUAAUGCAACUGAAAGGGAUAAUAGAGGAUGAAAUUGAGGGAUCAGGUGAUAAUGCGCAUUCAUCUAUUCGUGGUAUACCCAACGUUUUUCCUGAUUUAACCAGACCACCGGUUGAGCUAAUGCGUCCUCCUUUACGACAGAUAACUACAGAACAGAUGGCAGCAAUACCAAAGAUUGAUUCACAACCCGAGGUUCCUGAUGGAGGUUUUGGACCUAACGAGAUUGAAAUCCGUCGUGCUUCACUCUCUAACAAAGAGAGUAAUGAUGAAGGCAUCGAAAAUGAAGAAUAUGGUGCAUUAACGGACGAUUCUUCAUCAUCGGGUGGCCUAAUUGGUACAAUAAUUAGUUUAAUCGGUUUGAACAGCAAAAAAAGUAAGCUUGAACCUGACACACGAAGUUUAACGAAAGCGGUUGGUAAUUUGAUUGGGGGUGAGAAUAGCCCAAUUCCAGCCAAAAACGUGAUCGCCGAUGUUCUCUACAAAGCACUCACUAGUGGAACAAUUCAAGCAAAUGGAAGUAAUGAAAAUCCUGAUGCUAAGUCACUGACGCUUACCUCUGCACAGCAGGCUGUGAUCGGUGAAAAUUUGGAAAUGAUUCAAAAUCUAAUAACUCAACCAUCGUCUCCACUUUGUAAUCCAAAACCAGUUCCUAUUGAAGAAUUUGAUGUUGAUGCAUUCAUGGGCCAGUGGUAUCAGGUCAUGUAUAGUCCACCAUUGGCAACAGCACCGUGCAGUAUGGUUGCUUAUAAGAAGUUAGCAGAUGUGAACGAUGGCGGGGUUGGUACUAUAUUUGAAGUGUUUGAAUAUACAACCGAUGGUACACCAUACGUUAAACCACGUAUCAGUUCUGGCUAUGCUAUUGUUAAACAAGCUGGAGAAUUAAUUUAUCGUACAACUAGUUAUCAAGAUGAUGUCAGCGUUCAUAUAAUUCACGCGGGUCCGUUAAAUGAAGCCGGACAAUACAGCUUCACAAUACUUUCAACGAAUUGCAAUUAUCCAUUGUACGUAUUUGCACGCGAUCCUGUCGUUUACAAGCAGCGUUAUGAAACGACUGUAAAUCAAAUCCUUGAACAGAAAGGAUUAAUUAAUGGAUUUUCCCGCUUGUUGAACAUUGUUGCACCCGUAGAUAAUUCGGUGUGCACAUUUCCACCGAGUCUGUUCAACGUUCAUGCAUAA